Molecule: messenger RNA, 870 nt
Organism: Ramularia collo-cygni
Lineage: Eukaryota; Fungi; Ascomycota; Dothideomycetes; Mycosphaerellales; Mycosphaerellaceae
Exons: 5
Coding region: 1-870 (289 amino acids)
Molecular function (GO): peroxidase activity
Source: RefSeq, a predicted model, not a curated record
AUGACCAAGACUUCUGUAGCUCUCCUUACCACCUUGCUCUCUUGCGUCGCAGCAUACCCUGGCGUUGCCAACUUGGACGUCUUGCUCAAGCGCACUGAGCCCGCUGCACGCGAUCCCCUGUUUCUCAUCACCCGUCCAAACACUGGACUGCCACCGAGCGGCUUCAACGCGGCCGACCAAUAUGUAGACACUACAGACGGCGGUCCACACCGAUUCAUUGCGCCAUCUGGUGGUGAUGCAAUUGAGGGACUAGGACAAGCUUACAACAUGGCACCCGAUCUCGCAGCUUUCCUCGGAAUUGUGGCUGUCGGCCUUAGUGGUGACCCACUGACCGAGACCUGGUCCAUCGGACCUCCUUUCAAACCUUCGUUGCCCAUUUUCCCUGCCCGUGGAAUUUUGGGAACACACAACAAGUAUGAGGGAGAUGCUUCCAUCGUGCGAGGAGACGCCUACCUCCACAAUGGCUCGCCUGGCAUUUUCCAGAUGAGGCAAUUCGAAAGCGCGUAUAAUUUCGCCAAGAAAUACGACAACAACUUCGGUCACGCCGCCUCUGCCGCACUGCUAGCAGGACUACAACACACGCUGGUCGAUUGCAAACAACCCGUGAGUGCUGCUGAAUGCGCCGAGAAUCCCGGCGGUGAGCUGCCCACCGACAUCUUGAAGUCCUUCUUCUCGGUGACUGGCGAGCCGGGAAGCUUUGUUUAUACCCGCGGCCACGAGCGCAUCCCCGUGAACUGGUACCGUCGCGCAACAUUGGACGCGCACAAUAUUCCAGAGUGCCGUAGCAGUCAGGAGGAGGUCGAUUGCAGCGGCAAUAGCCUUCGCGACCCGUGGGAGGACGUCGUGCUCACCUGGACCUACGGCAUAUGA